Messenger RNA from Molossus molossus (Pallas's mastiff bat), 3217 nucleotides. RefSeq names its product autophagy related 5 (gene ATG5). Gene Ontology annotation, biological process: autophagosome assembly; cellular response to nitrogen starvation; autophagy of mitochondrion. The transcript is spliced from 8 exons. The record is from RefSeq and is a predicted model, not a curated record. NCBI's taxonomy places the organism in Eukaryota, Metazoa, Chordata, Mammalia, Chiroptera, Molossidae. Gene Ontology annotation, cellular component: cytoplasm; phagophore assembly site membrane; Atg12-Atg5-Atg16 complex. Bases 310 to 1137 code for a protein of 275 amino acids.
CUUGGGGUGGGCUUCCAGGGCUCUGCGGCGCUGCGGGUUGUUAUUUGCUGGAUCUCGGAGGGCGGAAGUGCAGCGGGGCUCGGCUCCGACCACCUCGCCGGUGCCUUCAGCAGCUGCGCGGGCUCCGGGGACUCCUGGCUCGCGCCUCUGCGGGGCUGUGUGUCAAGCAUCCUGCGCCGCCGCCGGGCCAGAGCUGGGGACCCCAUCAUCCUCACCGGUGCGGGAAGCCAGAGGAGGAGCCGGCGCUUCUGUUUAGCUUUGGUUGAAAAAAGAAUUUAGCCUAUAUGUACUGCUUUAACCACUGGAAGAAUGACAGAUGACAAAGAUGUGCUUCGAGAUGUGUGGUUUGGAAGAAUUCCAACGUGCUUCACCCUGUAUCAGGAUGAGAUAACUGAACGGGAGGCAGAACCAUAUUAUUUGCUUUUGCCAAGAGUAAGUUAUUUGACGUUGGUAACUGACAAAGUGAAAAAGCACUUUCAGAAGGUUAUGAGACAAGAAGACAUUAGUGAGAUAUGGUUUGAACAUGAAGGUACACCACUGAAAUGGCAUUAUCCAAUUGGUUUGCUAUUUGAUCUUCUUGCAUCAAGUUCAGCUCUUCCUUGGAACAUCACAGUACAUUUUAAGAGUUUUCCAGAAAAGGACCUUCUUCACUGUCCAUCAAAGGAUGUAAUUGAAGCUCAUUUUAUGUCUUGUGUGAAAGAAGCUGAUGCUUUAAAGCACAAAAGUCAAGUAAUCAAUGAAAUGCAGAAAAAAGAUCACAAACAGCUCUGGAUGGGAUUACAUAAUGACAGAUUUGAUCAGUUUUGGGCCAUCAAUCGGAAACUUAUGGAAUAUCCUGCAGAAGAAAAUGGAUUUCGUUACAUCCCUUUUAGAAUAUAUCAGACAACAACUGAACGACCUUUCAUUCAGAAGCUUUUUCGUCCUGUGGCUACAGAUGGACAAUUGCAUACAUUAGGAGAUCUCCUCAAAGAAGUUUGUCCUUCUGCAGUUGCUCCUGAAGAUGGGGGAAAAAAGAAUCAAGUGAUGAUUCACGGAAUUGAGCCAAUGUUGGAAACACCUCUCCAGUGGCUGAGUGAACAUCUGAGCUACCCGGAUAAUUUUCUCCAUAUUAGUAUCAUCCCACAACCAGUAGAUUGAAGGAUCAACUAUUUGCUUGAACAGAAUCCCCCGUAAACAGGAUCUACCAGAGCAUGUCACCCUUCUGCUUCAGUCAGGUUCGGUGGAGGCAACCUGACCAGAAACACUGCUGCAAGCCAAACAGGAAAAAGAUUCCAUGUGUGAUAAGGGCACUGGGGCUGGUCUUGCUUUGCAUCACCACUGCUUUCCUCCACUGCCGUCAUUAAACCUCAGCUGCGACAUGAAAGACUUUACAGGACCACUGCAAGUCUUCUUUUUUCUUGUAAAAUAUAAUGAAGCCGAAACCUUUGGCCUAAGAAGAAAAUGGAAAUAUGUGCCACUCAAUUUGUAGUUCUGAUUAACAAAUAAACAGGGGUAUUUCCUAAGGUGACCAUGGUUGAACUUUAGCUCAAGGGAGUGGAAACAUUGGUUUAAUUUUCGAGAGAAUUAGACUUAAGAAAGUAAAAGAGAAAUUCUGUUAUCAAUGACUUGCAGCAGUUUUUUGUAAAAGAUCAAAUUACAGUAAACCCAUCUUUCCUUAAUGAAAAUUUCCUAUGUUUACAGUCUGUCUAUUGGUAUGCAAACAAUCUUGUAACUUUGAUAAUGAACAGUGAGAGAUUUUUAAAUAAAGCUUCUAAAUAUGUUUUGUCAUUUAAUAACAUACAAUUUUGUCACUUUUGCAGUACUUUCUGACUCUCAUACAGUAGAUCACUGUUUGUACUCUUAUGUGUUACCAUUCAGACUGGUCGUCAUCGGCAUGGAAUGAAUGUAGGGCAUAGGAUAAUGUGUCUCAGGAGCUGUCAUAGAAUUUCUAGCUGCCGAUUUUUAAAUCUGUUCUUUACACGCUAAAGGUAUAAAUAAUGUUAUCAUUUAGCUUUGCUAUUUUACCACUGUACACUGUCAAGUCAUAAUAUACUAAGCAUCUGUAUAGGAUACAUUAGUAUACUAUGUAUUUUGCAUUUUUGGAAAAACCAAUUUCUUUCCAACCUAGUAUUUUUCAUGGCUUCAGAUCUAUUAUUUCACUGUGGUCCCUGGCAGCCAGUCUUUGAAGUCUAAAGAUUACCAAUCUCCUGAAUGCAGUAGCUUUUCCUUAACUUUACCAAAAAUAUUCAGAGGUUACUGAAUUCUUAUUCAGUAUAAAGACAUUUUUGCUGCACUUUAUUACCACGCCGCUAGAACUCUGCCAGCUGAAAGUAUCUGCGUCACACUUCGUUUCUUGUGAACUAGCUUGCUGUCCAUAUUGAAUGUUGACCAUUUGGGUAUGCUAAAAGACAGAGUACCAUACAAUAAUGGUUUUAGAUUGCACAAUAAAAAUGAAUGUUUUUGUUAUAAAAGUUAUGAAUAUUGAAGUGAGAGCCUGCUGGUGCUCACUGCUUCUUUUUUUCUUCUGUGAUUUUCACUGAUUAAUAGUAGACUCGUUCACAAAAUGAGGUAAAGCUAGGCGAAGAUCCGAUACUCUGGAAUGGGUGGUGUAAGGCUCAAAUAGGAAAACAGGGCUGCAAGUGAUCAGAGGAAAUAGAAGCAAGUAGCAAAUAACUGGCUAAUGUCCAUAAAAUGAAAAGUGCCAUUUUAGUACACGCAGGAAAAAUACAAUAUUUGAGUUACUUAAGGAUAAAAAAUCCACUGACUUGUAUUUUUCCGAAAGAGAUUGAUCUGAAUAUGAUUGUUCACAUUAAAAGUGUUUAUUCGUCUAUUCAGUUUGGGGAUUUUCCCCCUUGAUGUUUUGACAGACUGAAGUGAGCAUCAGUGAACAAAAGGAUCAAAUUGCCAGGGAGUACUAAGCUGUGAAGAAGCAAGUGUGGUAAGAACAGUAAGACGUACUUUUCCACAGACAAGACCUCUGCAGCGGACUCAUGCGAGCUAAUAAUGAUCUUUACUUGCAGAUCGGAAAGUGAAUUUUAUCAAGCCAUCGCCCAUUUUUACUUACUUGUUCUAAUGAUUUGUACCAGCAUCAUAACUGUAUUACUCUAGUCCCAGGUAAGUCAAGCCUCGGAUACCCAGAGGGAGUAUAGAAACACAAAUUAGUGCCAGCUUAAAUAUCUAUUUUUGUUUUUUUUUUUAAUUUGAAUAUUUAAAUUUUAUGGUUUAUUAAAAAAUUAAA